Messenger RNA from Penicillium malachiteum, 1002 nucleotides. RefSeq lists its product as uncharacterized. NCBI's taxonomy places the organism in Eukaryota, Fungi, Ascomycota, Eurotiomycetes, Eurotiales, Aspergillaceae. The transcript is spliced from 5 exons. The record is from RefSeq and is a predicted model, not a curated record. The coding region runs from base 1 to 1002 and encodes 333 amino acids.
AUGACGGUGAUUGCUGUAGCUGGAGGCUCGGGAGGCGUCGGGAGGACUCUUGUCGAGAGGCUAGUGCAAGAGCCUAAAUUUCAAGUCAUCGUCCUAUCUCGAGCGACGUCGAAUGGGCCAUCAUUUCCCGGUGCUCAGACUGUGCAAAUCAAUUACGACGAUAUCUCCUCUAUGGAAAAGACCCUUGAUCACCACAACGUCCACACUAUCAUAUCUGCUAUUGGUCUCAUUUCGGAUGAAACAAGUCAAUCACAAUUGAACUUGAUCGAUGCAGCCGAAAAGUCAACGGCGACAAAGAGAUUCAUCCCGAGUGAAUUCUCAUUCAUCCAAACUCCCGAUCUUCUCUCGAUAGACCCCAGUAGCAAGUACUGGCUUGAUGCAGCCAACCGUCUGAAGGAAAGCUCGCUCAAGUAUACCCGUGUUGUCCCGGGCUUCUUCAUGGACUAUUGGGGCAUGCCACAUGUUCCAACGAAUCUGCUGCCAUACACCUUCGGAAUCAACGUAGCCAAGCAUGAAGCUGCUAUUCCUGGUGACGGGAAUGAUGCUAUUUGCAUGACUUACACAUAUGACAUGGCAAACUACGUGGUCAAAGCUCUUGAUCUUGAUGAGUGGCCUGAGUUUAGUGUGAUUGUCGGAGAUGAAGUCACGUAUAAUCAGCUUUUGAGAAUAGCUGAGGAGACUACGGGGGCCAAGUUUAAGGUAACUUAUGAUACUUUUGAGCAAGUCAACUCGGGGGAUGUUACCAUACCACCGAAUCCCAGUGGCACAGACUACCCAGAAGACGAGAUGAAGGAGAUGACGGCAUUGAUCGAAAGCUCAGCACUGAGGGCCAGGGUAAACCACUCCAACGCAGUAGGUGCGUCCAGUAAUGAGGUUGGAACACCAAGGGUUGAUAUCCGGGUUCCAGCACAAAAGCUCCUCGAUGGUGAAGGUGUUUUGAUGCUGAGAGAUGAUGUCCCAGCAUGUAUCUCCAUCUUGGACUUUGUAAAACAGGUUGCCUAG